Molecule: messenger RNA, 4556 nt
Organism: Anolis sagrei ordinatus
Lineage: Eukaryota; Metazoa; Chordata; Lepidosauria; Squamata; Anolidae
Source: RefSeq, a predicted model, not a curated record
GGUUUCAUUUGUGCCUCCUUUUUUUUUUUAUAAAGGUGGUAUAUAAUUGUUCUGAACGUGCCUUAACAUCUCUCUCUCUUCUGUGUUACUUUGAGAUGCCUUCCAGAUCUGGUUAAACCCGUUUCAAAGAAGAGGAGAAAACCUUUGCCAUACAUUGCUCUGUAGUUUUCCACUUGUCUGUUUAAUCAGUUGGUGUUCUCGUAGCUGUCUCAGGUUGGAUGGGGAGUUUAGUAUUUAUCAGACAUUUUGUACAAUCAGAGCUACCAACUUUACAGAAUUUAGUCUUUUUAUUGCCACUGUCAGUAUCAGUUAUGUGUGUUUCAUCACACCAAAAGUGGAUUCAAUAGAUAAGACCUAUGCAAAACCAAAAUGGGGUAACAGUUUAAUUUUCUUCCCUCCUUGGAGCUUUAAACAGGAAUAAGCAAACUGUUUUUAAUUUUAAGCAUUGAAAAUAUGGAUUGGUCUUUUAUAUUUCUAUUUGAGAAGUAUUGCUUUUGAAGAAGUGCCUUUCAACCUUGCUCUGUUUUCAUUAAAGAUUGCUCUUCAGUGGACAGGUCAACUUUGUCUUGGAACUUACUUGAACUUUCUUGAAGCGGCCAGUAAAGCAUGAAGCCUACAUUAGAGAUUUCCUGUGCUGUUAUUCUGCCAUUCCUCUCUGUUCUCUAUUCAGAGAAAUGCAUUCUGGUAGAAAACACAUCUCAGAAACGUAUUGAGGAAGGAGAAGUUCUUGGAAUUGAUUGUUUUCAGCAUACCGACUCUAGCACCUACUGGUACAGAAAUGGAAGCAAAACUCCUAUAACUAAACAAAAUUCAUCAAGAAUUCAUCAGCAAGAUACUGCGCUGUGGUUUCUGCCUGUGACAUAUCAUGAUUCUGGAUCAUAUGAAUGCAUUACACAGGAUUCAACAAAAUGUUACAAAAAGAAUAUCCAAAUAGAAGUAUUCAACCACAGUGGUUCCCUUUGCUUUAAUGAGAAUCACUUCUUCGAGCAAAGGAUACCAGUCGCAACAAAUGAGAAGAUUGUGUGCAAUUACAAGGAUCAUUUGUUAGGACAAGAGCCGGACGAUUUGUCCAUUGAUUGGUUUAAGGAAUGCAAUCCGGUUAGGGGUGAACGAUUUAGCACCUCUGAAUCUGAACUUAUAAUAAAUAAUAUCAAUAAAGAUGAUAUGGGAAAAUACCAGUGCAGAGGAUCCUACACUUAUCUGAGGCACAAAUACAACUUCUCAAGGAGUAUUCGGGUAUCUGAUUUAAAAAUUCAGAGGAAGAGAACUGAGAUUCUGCAUCCUAGAAACCAUACCAUUGAAGCUGAACUUGGAUCCAAAAUACUUAUAGAGUGCAAUGUCUCACAUUCCAAAAACAACCUCUAUUCUAUUUCCUGGAUGGUCAAUAAUACUCUUGUUGAUUUACUUUUUAAAGGAAGAAUUGAAGAAGGCUUCCAAAAAGACAAUGAUAUUGAGGGAGGACAGCUUUCCGUGGUCCCUCUGACCAUUAAAAAAUUGCAGAAUGAAGAUUAUGGCCAGCUGUUUGUUUGCAGAGCUGGUCAAAUUGCUGCAUACAUCUCAAUACAUCGUCCAACCAGAAAUCUUACAGGACUUGCUGCACUGGUAUUGUUAAUACUUAUUCCGGUAAUAAUCUGCCUGUUAUUCAAGACUGAAAUUGUACUUUGGUAUCGAAAGUUAUGCCGCCCCUUUUUUCACAAAAGAGUUUUAGAUGGGAAGGUCUAUGAUGCAUAUGUUUUGUACCCAAAAACCGAUACUCAAGAUUGCUUUGCCUUGAAAGUCCUUCCUGAAGUUUUGGAGAAGCAGUGUGGGUACAAUCUGUUCAUACCUGGCAGGGAUGAUUUACCAGGAAAAGCUUUAGUCAAUGUUGUUGAUGAAACCAUCCGACAAAGUAGAAGGCUGAUCAUUAUUUUGCUGCCUGAGCUGCCUAGCCUGGACAAGGCUGCUGAGCAGCACAUAGCUGUGUACCGGGCCCUUGUUCCUGAUGGAAUUAAAGUCAUCUUGAUUGAAAUGGCUAAAAUAAAAGAUUACAGUCACAUGCCAGAAUCCAUCAGAUACAUCAAGCAGAAACAGGGUGCUAUCCGAUGGAAAGGAGACCUUACAAAGAGAAGCUCUUAUUCUGCAAACAACAAGUUCUGGAAAAGGGUCAGGUAUCGAAUGCCACCUGAACAUCAAAAUUCCCCUGAACUGCCUUUGGUCUCAAUAACAUUCAGUGAUCGUGAACCAGCAAGAACAUGACUGCCACCUCUGUUUAUUACCACUUUCACAAGUUUUUCUUAAAGAAUGCUUACCACAUUUAUGUUUGGGUGUGAUAUUGUGUCUACUGUGACAGGAGAGUAAGAACUCAUUCUUUCAAAGUACAUAUAAUUCAGGAGUGAUGAUGUUGCCAGUGUCUCCUCUUCUGCAAGAGAGAAAUAACAUGCUUGGCUCAGUUACAGACACAUACCUGUAACAUCUGUUGUGGCUGUGCAGAUACCUUUUUCAACAAAGGUUAUUGAAACCUGUCUCACUUCCUCAAAAGAAAGUCUAUCAAAAGAACUGGAGGUUUAUAUAAAGCAGGGAUGAGCAACCUGAUGUCCUUCAGAAGUUUUAUUAAGUUUCUUAGGAUGUAUCUACUACACUAGAAUUAAUUAGCCUGGUACCGCUUUAAUUGCAAUGAUCCAAUGUUGUGGAAUCAUGGGACUUGACGUUUUGGGAGGCACCAGCACUCUUUGACAGAGAAGCCUAAUGGCCAUGUAAAAAUCCCAACUCCUUGUGAUUCCACAGCACUGAACCAUCGCUGAGGCGUCAAACUUCAUUCGUUUUACAGUGCAAAUGCAUUCUUAAUCUCUGACCAUUGGCUGUAGUGCCUGGGAUUUAUAGGUAUUAUAAUAUCUGUUGCAUCUGCAGAUUGCCAACUCCUUUAAAGGGGAAAGUUGCAUCUGUACCAUAGGUGGGAAUGUGAAAACACUCCAUCACGAUUUAUUUCUCCAAAUCCUAUCGCAAAUCCUAUGAUGUUCCAUACAAUGUUGCCAAAUACUAUAUUUACUCAAGUCUAAUGCACCAUUGAAUCUAAUGCAACCCUCCAUUUUCAAAAGCCUAAAACAAAAAAAAUUACUCUUCCACACACACUCCAGGCAAGGGGAGGUUGCUUCCCCACAUCAGGGGAGACUGAUCAAGGGAUCAGUUGGGACCUGCAUAAGACUGGUGAGUUCAUCAGUCUCGGCCUGUCAGAGGGGCUCUGGGGGUGGGUAUGUGAAAGAAAGCAGGCCCAAUAAUGCUUCAGGGAGGCAGGCACUGAAAGAGUCAACAGGCAAGGGGAAACCAUUCCUCCCCAUCAGGCCAAGGUCACCAGUCUCAUGUGGUUCCUAACUGGCCCUUCAUCUGGUUUAUGUAUGCAAUUCAAAUACACCAUUGAAUCUAAUAAACACCAUAAUUUUGGUGACAUAAUUUAACCAGAAAAGGUUAAAUUAUGUUAAAUUAGAGUCAAGAAAAUACUUCGAAAUGUUAGCCAUUUUUCUUGCAUGGAUACUGUUUUUAUACCACUUUUCUAAUGUGCCUAUUUUAUGUUUUCCCAUUACUGACGAACAUUUGUGCAUACUUUCUGUUAUACAUCAUGAUUUGCUAUUCAGAAUUUUAAAUAAUACAACCCCCUGUACCUGCUGGGGCAGACACGAAACUGGAGAUAAUAGCAAACCUGUCUGGAAUGAAGGACCUCCAUCCCAAGAACACCAUAGAUCAUGCCAGAGGACCUAGAAAAUACCUAAAUAGACCAUAUUUUGUUGGAAAGGAAUAAAUGAAACUGUAUGUACAAGUCCUGAGGAUACAAAACAUACUUAAAGCCUUGCAGAAAUGAGGAUUUCUGAGACAAUGUACUAUGAAAUGGGUAAUUACAUCAAGAAUUUUGAAUUAAUUAAACUUAUUUUCAAUGUUCAAGAUUGACACAACUAAAGAUAUACAGAGGCUGUUUCUGGAAAUGUUAGUUUUAGCUGGAAAAAAGAAAGUAUUUCUUUGUUCUUGUGUUCAGAUUUGCAUUUGUUUCUUUUGUUUUGGUUCCAUCAGAAUGAUGUUUUUCAGAUGUGGCUGAAAUCAUUUGAAGUCCGUAUUCAUCAAUGAUUACCUUUUUCUCUACAUGUUUUUGACUGAUAUGGAUGAUACUGCUCACUUUUACUAGUGCUAUAUUUCCCCUUAAACCUUUUGUUUAAAUUUGCACAGAAAUUUCUUUAAAGAGUCAGUAUAUUUAAUUUUAUGUACAAUCACCACUUAAUGCAGUCGUUGUUGUUUGACUUUUUUUGGCAACAUUUCCAUCUGGUUUUACUGUUUGUAUUUUAUCAUAAACACUUGUAUGAAUGUAUGUGCACACAGACAUGCAUAUGUCAACAUUUCAUGCAUCUGAUGAGAUGAACGAGUCCACACUAGCUUGUACCAGGGCAAAUUUAGUAGUUGUUAAGGUGACACAAAAAUAUUUAUUUGUAAUAUUUGUAUCCUUUUUUUAUGAAAUGUAAGAUAGUUUAUAUUUUCCAUCAAUACUGACCUGUAAAAAACUUACAUGUGAAUAUAAAUUGUACAUUAAUUGUGAA